UGCGACUUGUUUUGAAUGCACUUAAAACAGAAGCCGGCUCAAGACAUCAACAAUGUUGGCCGAUAAUAAUGUCCUGUUAUGUAUAAGCGUCCAGACCGAAACAUAAAUGAUGUCUGUUCACCCCCCAGAGAGAACCACCCCAUGUUCUUCCGCCAGCUGAACUCCUCCGGCUCCUCCUUCCUUCCCUGCAGCCGUCCCGCUCUCUGCAGGGCCGGCAUCAGGAACAGAGCCUCCACCUCCUGCCUCCCCCAUUUCAUCCCUGCUCCUCAUCCAUGGUGGUCGCUGUGGGGAUUUCCCCCCUGGCCUCCUCGACUCCCCCGCUCUUGUCCAGCGACCCGUCACAUCUUCUCUGGUACGACGUCACACAUCCACCCCGGUAACUGUGGCGGUAGUUGGCGUUGGUUCUAUACCUCUGCCAGCCUCAUGAUGGAGCGGCCCAUCAAAGACAGAGAGCCUCCUUACAAACGGAGGAAGAGUGCGGAGGAGAAGAGGAGCGGCGAAGAAAGGGAAGGACACAGGGAAGGAGUAGCAGGGGCAACAGGAGCUAAGGUUGGAGGCUACAAGAAGGAACACCAUCACCUGGAAUCCAGCACAGAGAGUCGUCCUCAACCAAAGCACAGCUUCAAAGAUGGAGGUCGAGACCGAGGCAGCAGUGGAGCUGGAAAAGGUGUCAGUAGGGAUAACAGCAGAGAUAAAGAUGUAGAAAGGACUAAAACUAAGGACAAAGACAGACAACGAAAAGACAGCACCACUCGAGAUGAAACACCAAAUCGAGGGAGGAGCGCACGUCAGCAAGGCGCAAACAAUGACUCACAGCCUGCAAGGUCGAGGACUCAAACCCUCAAGUCAAAACCUGAACAGGAUCAAGUUCCCAUGUACACAUCCAACCCCUGGUUCAAAGAGAGGGCAGCAGAGGAGAGGUAUACAAAAGGACCAGGGGGACAGUUGAGGGACAGAGGUAGUGAUAGGGGGCAGUGGACGGGGCUUCUCUCCCAGCCCCGUGGCACCGCUCUCCCCACAAACCCGUGGCAGGUAGCCGGGGCCAACAGGCAGCCUCCUCCACCCGGAACCUGCCCGCCUGUCAGACAGCAGGAAGAGCUUAAACCUCUGAAAUGUCUUCAGAGACACUGGGAGACACCUGCCUGCAGUACCGGCAUCCACCCACCAGGGGGCACAGCUUUUGACUUCUCAGUGAUGUCCUACAACAUCCUGUCUCAGGAUCUGCUGCAGGACAACGCCUACCUGUACCGACACUGUGACCCCAGGGUCCUGGCCUGGAACCACCGGCUGCCCAACCUGCUGGCUGAAAUCCAGCAGUAUGACGCUGAUAUCCUGUGUCUUCAAGAGGUCCAGGAGGACCACUAUGAAAACCAGAUCAAACCUGCUCUACAGGCUCUAGGUUACCAGUGUGAGUACAAGAAGCGAACAGGAGCCAAACCAGACGGUUGUGCCGUUAUCUUUAAAUCCUCCCGCCUGUCGCUCCUUUCCUCCAAUCCCGUUGAGUUUUUCCGCCCUGGCGACGCCCUCCUCGACCGGGACAACGUGGGAUUGGUUCUGCUGCUGCGACCCAACGACACCGUGGGCCAGUCGGAUCCUUCCGCCGUCAUCUGUGUCGCUAACACUCACCUCCUCUACAACCCUCGCCGCGGCGACAUCAAGCUGGCACAGCUGGCGAUCCUACUGGCUGAGAUCAGCCGGCUGUCCCGCCUCUCGGACGGGUCGACCAGUCCCGUUCUGCUGUGUGGGGAUUUUAACUCCACGCCCUGGAGUCCGCUGUACAGCUUUCUGACCACCGGCUGUCUGGACUACAGAGGAAUGCAGAUCGGCACGGUAUCCGGUCAGGAAACCAGUCCCAGAGGUCAGCGUCUUCUCACGUCUUCGAUCUGGUCUCAAAGUUUGGGAAUCGACCAUCAGUGUCAGUACAAGAAGAAACCCGCCGCUGAGUCCUCCUCCAGCAGCCCAACAGCAGUAGAAGGAGCGAUCUCUGAUCUGACUGUCGAGGAUUUUGCCACCGAAGCUGCUGAUGCUUCCAACAGAACGAGGAUCGAGCACCUCCUGAAGCUGCAGUCGUCCUACCAGCACCGCCUGAUGUCUGACGGGAGACCUGAGAUCACCACCUGUCACUCCCGCACAGCCAUGACUGUGGAUUACAUCCUGUACACUCCUGACAUCACACCUCCUUCACUUCCUGGUGGGCGGGGCCUCCAUCUACUGGGCAGGCUGUCAUUGGUCGGCCAGUCGGAGCUGGAGGAAGUCAACGGUCUGCCCAAUCGGUAUCACUCGUCCGAUCACCUCCCUCUUCUCGCUCGCUUCCGCUUCCGGCACUGACCCGGGGUCGUUGGACAGCCAAUCAGAACAGCUCUCAGCCUCCACUGCUGACAGUGCAGCUCAGGGGAGACGCGAGUGUUUAAGAUGUCGAUUUAACACACAGAAUAAUCAAAGUUAAGUUAAAGAUGACACAAACGUUCUGCCUGGAAGAAAGAGGAUUAAAGUUAGUUUUCCAUCAAACGGCAGGAACAGAUUUUGGUUUGUGAGUUAUUUCUCUGCAGGAAACAAAUCUCUGUUUUCCUUGAUGUCAAACCAGAGACCCCUUAAAUACUCUGUAAAAUCCUAAAACACUUAAAUAAUCAAAAUUCAACGUGAUGCAUCGACAGUGUUGCUAAAGUACAAACUGAAAAUACAAAUACUUGAAGACAGCAUAUCCAGAUGUUCUCUGGAACAUCUUAGAACAGUUUUUUCUAAGUUUUCAUAGUUAAGCAGGUCGUGUGUCUAAUUCUCAGAUCAUCCUUGGAAGGAUGAUGUUUCUGGUUUUCAGGUUGAUGUUAGAAACUAAAACACACUAAAAGGACAAACUGUUCACCUGCUGCAGAGAAGUUCAGCACUUCCACUUGUACAUAAAACUGUUUUAUUUCCAGAUGUGAAUCUAUGAAGGGACAGAUUUUAAACCGGUGUUUGGAGAAUGAACAUUGUCACUUGAAGUUAAAGUGCUGCUGAUGAGGAAAAGUACUUGAUAACUUUGUUGGUCCUGAGCCGCUAACAUCACACUGCAGUCUCUUACCGACUUUUACUGUUUACAAGCACAGUUUAGACCUUUAGCUUCUAUUUGAGCAACAGCAGAAUAACCCUGAAUCAUCAACAUACUGUACAGCCCAUUAUACUGAGGAACAGUGUGGCCAGUAAAGAGAGAAAUGAACAUUUUUAAGAUGAAGAGCCCCUUGAUCUUCUCUUUUUAAGCUUCAGAUAAGAGAAAAAACAUGAAAGAACAGUUGAAGGAAAAAGUCAUUGAAUUCCUUUCGUGAAGUUCAAAGUUGCUGCUGCAUCAUUGCUGUGGAAAUGAUCCGCUGUGCCAAAAACAUGUAAAUCCACAUAAAGAGAAACACUGCACAGCAGGAGAUCAUUUCUCUUCUAUUAUUUAUCAUAAAGAUAAAUGUUUAAUUUCUGAUGUGCUGCAGAUUCACAUUCACUUUGAGUUCAGCAACAUUCAUAAUUAACAAAUAACAAGGAGUGGAUCUAUUUUUCUAACAUUUUGGAAGGAGAUUGCUGGUUUUUAUUGAUUGUAAAUAAAGAACUUGGUGUUUUUA
Chelmon rostratus (copperband butterflyfish) is the source of this 3581-nucleotide messenger RNA. RefSeq names its product angel homolog 2 (Drosophila) (gene angel2). Gene Ontology annotation, molecular function: mRNA 3'-UTR binding; 3'-5'-RNA exonuclease activity. Lineage: Eukaryota; Metazoa; Chordata; Actinopteri; Chaetodontiformes; Chaetodontidae. The transcript has 9 exons. The record is from RefSeq and is a predicted model, not a curated record. The coding region runs from base 79 to 2328 and encodes 749 amino acids. Gene Ontology annotation, biological process: 3'-UTR-mediated mRNA stabilization.